Molecule: messenger RNA, 965 nt
Organism: Astyanax mexicanus (Mexican tetra)
Lineage: Eukaryota; Metazoa; Chordata; Actinopteri; Characiformes; Acestrorhamphidae
Exons: 9
Coding region: 18-806 (262 amino acids)
Source: RefSeq, a predicted model, not a curated record
UGUGUUGCACGAGGAGGAUGGGGUGCAGGAUGUGGACGGGUACGGAUCCGGAUGGUGCACCUGCCGGUUUUCACGUUUACAGCACCAUAUCUGCUGCUAGAGGCCAUAUUCAGUAUAAGAUCCAGAAGGAUCAUUCAGUCACCUUUACCUGUGGAAAUUUAACCGAGGGCUCAGUGAUGUGGAGCAGAGACCGAGACGGAGAAAGGGAAGAUAUUGGCUUAAUAAAGAAUGGAUUUAUCAAUCGUUCCAAUGAUCCUAUCAAAAAUUACAAUAACAAAGGUUUGUCUCUCAUGAUCUCACUCGUCUCACCCUUCUACGCUGGAUUAUACUACUGUAACAGCACUGCAGUCGCCUGUCUCACUGUCAUAUCAGGUCCUAAUGUGACGGAUACGUGUGAGAACGCUGAUCUGAAAACAAGAAAGAGCUGGGCAGGCCUGGCAGUGGUGGGGAGUGUGCUGAUAGCAGUGGUUUCCGUUUUCACCUGGAGGUGGUUUUCACGGAAGAAUAUAAAGGUAGAGGAUGAAGAAGUGCCGGAGCAUGUCUACGCCUCCAUUGAUUAUAAGAUUUCUGAUAAAGCAGAAACAGGUGGAUGUCGGAGGCAGAAGGAGCAGGAAGAUAUAUAUUACCUCGCCACUCAUCCAGACCCAGGUCCCACAGGUCUUCUAAAUGAUCCCACCUAUUCAUUGAUCCAGAAUCCGGUCAACACACAGCAGAAAGCUGAUCCUGAUGGAGAAGGGCUGUACAGUCUGGCUCAGAGACCGACCUCAACAGCAGAAGAUCCACAAACAUCUAAAACUGAUUCUUAAUCUGAAAAAUCUCCUCCACAGCUGGACUCUUCCGAUUACCACUCUGUGGAUUACUGUGCUGCAGCUAGCUGUUGUUAAAUAUUAUGUAUUUGUAUUUAAUAUAUUAUUGCUUAAGAAAAUAUGCACUCUGGAAAAUUAUUUUACAAUAAAAUGAGGAAC